UAUAAAUACGGUCACGUUACAUAAACGAAAUGCUCUUGCAUUAGAUGCGCCGAAAUCUUCAACACACCAGGCGUUACAGCGCAUGACAAUGAUCGAUACAUCGCAUAGAGUCAUUCAUAGACGAUUCAUGACAUGUGUUAUUGCAUAGUGCAACCGAGAGAAGGAUGAGACGGAGCUUCCUGUGGUCUGUAAGAUUCGACAACAUGGCCGAGUACUAGCUGUAAUGAGGUCGAGAAAAAACGACUUCUGCCAAUCGGUUAAAGUUCGUCGAGUAAACGGAAUGCAGUAACGUUGAUAAUAAGAGGUUUCUUACACCGGACAGAUCCGAAGCCAAGUAGAUGCCACUGAACGUCAGGUGUAGAAAACGCGACAACUGGAAGCAUCACGUUGCUGGAAACACCUGCGAUACGAGUUAGAAGAUUGAGCGAUGAAAAAAACUCGAUGUCGGAACAGGCACGUUCGUUUAACUUUGCCAACGAUUGUAUCAUUGUGCUCCGCAACGAUAACGACACAAAUGUAUAGUUUGUACACCGGAGGCGGACCCGACCGAGGCAAUUGAAAAUGAUGUCUUGUGGUGAACCAUACGAAGCUGCGCGGUGGACAAACUGACACGUCACGAACUAUACUCCGCGGGAAAGAUUUGUGACAGCCGCUUAUCAAUUUCUCGGAUGAAAGAUCAGCGAGGGAAGGAAUCUUUGAAUUUUGAAGUCAGUUUCAAUUUGAUCGAGAGUCAAACUGACUGAACCUUGACGUUCGAUGCUCGAUUUCGACUUCGAUGUGAAUCCGUCUGAUGAACAAUGUUUUAAGAAUGUUCACCACCAAUGAAUGCACUCGAUGCUUCGUAUAAACGUUUUGCUAAAAUACGUGUCCCCGAUCGAUGCCUUUGGUUCAAUACGAUACUAAAGUUGUUGAACUUAAAACCUAUUUCGUGACUAUCGCACUCGUUGACUGCUGCUGGUAAUAAUAGAGCGCUACUCGUUUCUACAAGAGAUUUCUCGCUGGUCUCACUUGUGGCAAUGAUUCAUCAAUAUUGUUCUCGAGUUUUUUCCUCAAAGCUGUAAGAUGUUUUAAACCGUUAACUUGUGCUCAAGGCAGGAUAGAGCCAGUGUUACUGUUUCAUCAUAGAACGACCGAUCGUUUCUAGAAUAUUUCGAAAACCCUUGGAGCAUCACGAAUUCUCCUAAUCACUCCGUGCUACCUGCAUGGUUCUGCUUCGUUAAGUGCAGGCAUGCAUAUAAUUUCUCUGAAAUUUUGAAAAGUCUGCUACAAGUUCCAACAAAUCAGCUUUAGUAUUUGAGAUUGCAAACCAUCACCAUGGCCGGUUUGUCGACUGAUAAGACUGACAAAACGACAGUGUUGCUGCAGUACGAGGUCAGUCAUGAAAACUAUUUGGCGCGGUGCAUACCGGGUACACGACUACACGCCAAAAUACAUGGAUCGUUACCGGUUUUGGCAUCAAGCAUCCUGACGCAUAACUUGGAUGUGAAACGAGCGGACGUGUUCUAUUUAUCAGGAUCAUCCGAUGGCAGCUACUAUUGCGAUCUACCUGUUAGCCCGCAGGCUUCAAAACGAGUUGGAGACCAAACUCGAGAGACUCUGCGAGCACAGUGUUGACGAACCCGACAGAGCUCUGUCAACCGUGGUCGAAUGGACGGACUACAAAUAACAUUUGAGUUAACCGAGAUGUCAUUAGCAAAAUGGAACAGUUUACUUUUCAGGUAUCUGCAGUCUGAACUAUUAGAUCGGAUAUUAGAUUUUGUUUUGGUGAAACAAGAUAUUGGACUCGUGGGUUUCUCAAUGAUUAUUGUAAAAUAUUUUACUAAGCCAAUAAAUCUGCACGUUUAAAGAUAGGCAAGCUUUGCUUUGUCACACAUAAAUAAAUUCGAAUGAGAAUGAUCAACUCUGAAAA
Molecule: messenger RNA, 1909 nt
Organism: Venturia canescens
Lineage: Eukaryota; Metazoa; Arthropoda; Insecta; Hymenoptera; Ichneumonidae
Exons: 1
Coding region: 1315-1614 (99 amino acids)
Source: RefSeq, a predicted model, not a curated record